UCAAUAAUUCUCACAGAGAAAAGCAUCACACUCUUUCUCUCUCCUUUCUUAUAUUCUGACCUGAUCAUAUUACGCAACACUCUGAAUUUAGAAUUUGAGUUCAAUUUAUGGGCGAUUAUUUUCUAACUGUUGACGAUUCUCCAGAAAAUGAAAUGGGGAUCACUUCAACUCCUCAGAAAACAAACCCCAGAGUUAUUGCUAGAAAGUAUCAGUUAGAAUUGGCAAAAAAAGCUUUGGAAGAAAAUGUCAUUGUGGUUCUAGAGACUGGUUGUGGGAAGACCCUUAUUGCUAUACUCUUAAUGUGUGAUAUGGCUCACAUUAUUAAGAAGCCUCAAAACAAUGUCUGUGUUUUCUUGGCCCCUACUGUAGUAUUAGUUCAUCAGCAAGCUAAGGUCAUCGAACAAUUCACUGAUUUCAAGGUUGGAACCUACUGUGGUGAUGAUGCCAAACAUUUGAAGACUCAUAUUGGCUGGGAAAGAGAGCUUAAGCAGUACGAGGUUCUUGUCAUGACUCCACAAGUGUUGCUACGUAAUUUAUGCCAUUGCUUCAUCAGGAUGGAGGCAAUUGCUCUCUUAAUAUUUGACGAGUGUCAUUAUGCCCAACUUGAGAGUAAUCAUCCUUACGCAGAGAUCAUGAAGGUUUUUUAUGAUAUGAAAGUUGCUAAAAUUCCACGUAUCUUUGGCAUGACUGCAUCUCCCAUUUGUGGGAAAGGUGCUUCUAUCAAUAGUCUUCAAGCUUUACUUCACGCUAAGGUUUUUACUGUUAACGACAAGAGUGAACUGGAAACAGUUGUUGUAUCUCCUGUGGUUGAAGUGUAUCACUAUAGCUCAAACGAAAAUAUGUCGAGCUCUCACAAGAAGUGUUUGGAUAAACUGGAUGAGAUUAAACGCCAGUGUACAUCUAUGCUUUGCAGGACUGAAGAUGAUCUCGCUAGAGUGCAGAACAACAAAAAGCUUCUGCAAAAACUGCAUAACAAUAUGGUGUUUUCUUUAACCAGCCUUGGCCUUUGGGGAGCAUUGCAAGCAUGUCACAUCCUUCUGAAUGGCGGUGGCUGCGAGAGAAAUGAGCUGAUAGAUGCAAAAGGAAACUCCAGUGAUGACUUCUUACAAAAUGAGUAUCUUGCUCAGACUGUAUCUCUAUUAGACACGGAAUGUAUGGGAGAUGUCUCUGAAGGAACACCUGAUAUGUUGUGUAACAAGCUUCUAAAGGAGCCAUUUUUCUCGCAAAAAGUUUUGCGUCUUGUCGGAAUUCUGUCAAACUUCAGGUCAAGGCCAGAUAUGAAAUGUAUAAUUUUUGUGAAUAGGAUUGUUAUUGCCAGAGCUUUGGCAUAUAUCCUUGGACAAAUUAAGAUUUUAUCUGCUUGGAAGUGCGAUUACCUGGUUGGAGUCCACUCAAAGCGUAUGUCCAGAAAUACCAUGCAUAGUAUUUUGGAAGAAUUCCGGUCUGGAAAGCUGAAUCUGUUGGUUGCUACUAAAGUUGGUGAAGAAGGACUUGAUAUACAGACAUGCUGUCUUGUAAUACGUUUUGAUCUUCCUGAAACUCUUGCAAGCUUUAUACAGUCCAGAGGCCGUGCCCGAAUGCCACAAUCGGAAUAUGUUUUUUUGGUUGACAGUGGAAGCGAGAAAGAGAUGAAUCUGAUGGACAGUUUCAGAAAAGAUGAAGAUCUCAUGAACUUGAAUAUUAGAGACAGAAUACCAAAUGGAGUUAUUGCCUAUAUCAAAGAAGAAGUUUAUUCAGUGGGUUCAACUGGUGCUACCAUUAGUACUCAGACUAGCAUUUCAUUGCUCUACCAUUAUUGCUCUAAACUGCCACAUGAUGAGUAUUUUACCCCUAUGCCGGAUUUCUAUAAUGUUGAUGAUACAGAAGGAAUCAUAUGCCACAUUAUUCUUCCUUCUAAUGCUCCUAUUCAUCACAUAGUUAGUGCACCACAAUCUUCAAAAGAAGCAGCAAAGAAAGAUGCUUGUCUUAGAGCAUGCGAAGAAUUACAUCAAGUUGGUGCCUUAACAGAAUAUCUCUUGCCAGAACAAGAUGAUAUGAGGGAAAACCUUGAUGCUCCUGAUUCUGAGAGUGCUGAAGACGAAGAUUCACCCUUUGAGCUGCAUGAGAUGGUAGUUCCUGCUGCAUUGAAGGAACCUUGGUCUGAUGUGGACAACCUUGUAUGUCUCAACUCCUACUUUAUUAGGUUUAAACCUAAACCGUGUGAUAGACAAUAUAAAGAUUUUGGCCUUUUUGUAAAAUCACCUCUGCCUUGUGAGGCCGAGGGAAUGAAGAUUGAUCUUCACCUCGCUCAUGGUAGAUCUGUGCUGACUGGCCUGGUUCCUUCUGGAGUUGCUGAAUUUAGCAAUGAAGAGAUGCUGCUGGCUCAAAGUUUUCAGGAAAUGUGCCUUAAGAUCAUUCUUGAUCGGUCAGAAUUCAUGUGUGGUCAUGUUCCCCUCAAGAAAAAUAAUGUUUGCGAAUCAAGUUCAUCCAUUUUCUAUCUUUUGCUCCCUGUCAUUCCACAAAAGUAUGGCGGAUCGAUAUCUGUAGAUUGGAUGGUUAUUAGGAGAUGUUUGUCUUCCCCAAUUUUUGCACCUCUCGAUCACUUGGUGGAUACUUGUAUUUCUCUGGAUAGUUAUUUGCAUCUUGCUGAUGGACCUGUCAGUGUGAAUGAUAUUCUGAAUAGCUUAGUAUACGUGGCCCACAAGAAGUCAUUCUUCUUUGUUUCACAAAUUAUCCCUGACAAAAGCGGCUACAGUUUCCAUAACAGUUCUACAAGCCAUAUAGAGCACCUGAGUGAAAAGUUUGGGAUUCAUCUAACACACCCAGGACAACCUCUACUGCAAGCUAAACAACUCUUUUGCUUACACAACUUGUUGCAUGACCGCAUGAACGGGAAUUCAGAAUCAUGUGAACUAGACGAGCAUUUCUUCGAAUUACCACCUGAGCUUUGUGAAAUGAAGAUAAUUGGCUUCUCCAAGGACAUCGGGAGUACAUUGUCUCUGUUGCCAUCUGUCAUGCAUCGCUUGGAAAACUUGCUUGUAGCAAUUGAAUUGAAAGAUAUGUUAUCUAAGUCAUUUGCUGAGGGAACCGUGGUUACUGCUGAACGUGUUCUUGAAGCAUUGACUACCGAAAAAUGCCAUGAGCGCUUUUCCCUUGAGAGGCUUGAAGUUCUUGGCGAUUCUUUUCUUAAGUUUGCAGUGGGGAGACACCUGUUUCUUAAGCAUGAAGCUUUUGAUGAAGGGCAGUUGACUAGGAGGCGUUCAAAUUUAGUAAACAACUCAAAUUUAUGCAAGUUAGCUAUUAAGAAUAAAUUGCAGGGAUACAUACGCGAUCGAGAAUUCGACCCUAACCAGUUUUUUGCUCCUGGUCGGACCUGCUCUGUCAUAUGUACCAAUCAGACGGAAAGUUCAAUUCAUUGUGUUUCUGAAGUUAAUUUGAGUAAUGCGUUAGGUAAUCGUCAAGUGAGAUGCAGUAAGAAUCAUCAAUGGUUAACCAAGAAAACAAUUGCAGAUGUUGUUGAAGCACUGGUUGGAGCUUACAUAGUUGACAGCGGCUUUAAAGCUGCAAUUGCAUUCCUUAGGUGGUUUGGUAUUCAGAUUGAAUUUGAAGUUUCUCAAGUGUGUCAUGCUUGGACUGCAAGUUCCAGGUUUAUGUCACUUGCAGACCGCGUUAGUAUUCCUGAUAUUGAAGGUGUUUUGGGUCAUCGUUUUGUUCACAGAGGCUUAGUUCUGCAGGCAUUUGUGCAUCCAUCUUACAAUAAACAUGGAGGAGGUUGUUAUCAGAGAUUGGAGUAUCUUGGGGAUGCUGUGUUGGAUUACUUGAUCACGUCCUAUUUGUACUCAGUGUUCCCUGACCUGAAACCUGGCCAGUUGACUGAUUUGAGAUCAUCCCUUGUGAAUAACAACUCAUUUGCCCAAGCAGCAGCUAGUGCAUUGUACAAAUUCAUUAUAUGCGAGAAUAACAACAACCUAAGUAAUGCUGUUGAUAAAUUUGUGAACUUUAUCAGAAAGCCUGCUUCUGAAAGGCAUCUACUCGAGGAACCACCAUGCCCAAAGGCUCUUGGCGACUUGGUUGAAUCUUGUUUUGGGGCAAUUCUUCUUGACACAGGAUUUGACUUAAAUCAUGUGUGGAAGGUGAUGCACUCGUUUUUGAAUCCUAUCAUGAAAUAUGCUAAUCUGCAACUUAGUCCUAUAAGAGAGCUGUUGGAGCUAUGCCAAUAUCAUGGCUGGAGUUUGGAGUAUAUUGCUUCAAAGAGACAUAGAAGUUUCAUGGUUGAGGCAAUAAUUAAUGGAAAAAGUAUCCACUUCACCGCCUCUGCAAUGUAUCACAAUACUAAAGGAGCUAAGAGAAUGGCUGCGCAGCAAGCUAUUGAAAAACUGAAGGCUCAGGGUUACCGUCUGAAGACUAAAUCAUUGGAGGAGGUGCUAAAAAUGCUGCGCACUAUGGAAGCCAGGCUAGUUGGGUACGAUGAGAUGCCUCUAUCCGUUGUGUCUUCCAGCGAUUUGCCCCAUGUUGGAAAUUUGUGUUUGGAGGAACAUUCUAGUACCUGUGUGAAUCUAGAACUCUCUAUUGGAAAUUUGUCUUUGAAUGAUUAUCCACUUACCAACGGCCGUGCAAGUCCAGAGCCCAAUGUAUAUGAAAUGCCAACAAUUACUUCUAGUUCUCAGAGAAAUUCUACCAGAGCACCUAUUUCCUUUCCAAAGAGACAGCAAAAUAGUCAGUGCACUGAGGAUGUUAACUGUACUAUUGACUCAGAUGUGCAUGGUAGCCUGGGAAAAGUAACUGCAAAAUCACAAUUGAAUGAGAUCUGUGUUACAAACUGCUGGAAACAUCCCCUGUAUGAGUGUUGUAAAGAGGAAGGACCAAGCCAUUUGAAACUGUUCACUUUCAAGGUAGUGGUGGUAAUCGAGGACGCAGAAGAUGUGAUAUUGGAGUGCUUUGGUCAACCUCAGGCAAAAAAGAAAGCUGCAGCAGAAGAAGCAGCAGAAGGUGCACUUUGGUUGUUGAAGAGGGAAGGUUACAUUAAGUAAGAGCCGCACAUGAUGUGUACAGAAUGUGACAGAGAGAGAAGGAAGAUUUUGUAAAGAAAACUAAAGUCCAUUGGGCCUUAGAGAAUGAGGCCAGAGGAGGCCCAACUCUUUCAAGUAAAUGAUAAACAAAUAGUGUAUUAAUGUCGGUAGUAAAAGGCACUUGGUGCUUCCUAAAAUAGGUGCUUUGUGGUUGUAAGUUCUACUCCCUUCGUCCCUAGAAGAUUGCCUCGUAGAGCAAACUUCACUGUUGUAAAUUUGGGUGUAAAAUAUAUGGGCUGGUAAAUUGGGAUUGGGACAGUGUAGGACAAAAUAAAUAGGGAUUUUAAAAAAAGAAUAUGGGGCAAUCUUUUAGGGACGGAUGAAGUAACUUGUAAUUAGAAAGCUUAGCCGCUUAUGUAACAAAAAGACCUUUAGGCCUAAAGUCGUGGUCCAACUCUUUAUGUAAAUCAGACGCUUCCCACCAUAGUAUCACUGCUGUUUUUUGUACCGUCUUA
Molecule: messenger RNA, 5503 nt
Organism: Spinacia oleracea (spinach)
Lineage: Eukaryota; Viridiplantae; Streptophyta; Magnoliopsida; Caryophyllales; Amaranthaceae
Product: dicer-like protein 4
Exons: 25
Coding region: 108-5009 (1633 amino acids)
Biological process (GO): siRNA processing
Cellular component (GO): cytoplasm; nucleus
Molecular function (GO): ribonuclease III activity; RNA binding; ATP binding
Source: RefSeq, a predicted model, not a curated record